GGUAGGUAGAUAUAACUGCUGUAUCCAAAUCACUCUAAAUCCUUACCGAGUUCUCAGACUCACAAGUCCAAAACAAUACAACAAUGGCCUUAACUCACCCUAAUUCAUCUUCUUCAGUAUCUGAAGUAAAGAUCGAUGUAUUCUGGCAUGAAGGAAUGCUCAAACAUGACACUGGAACUGGUGUUUUUGAUACUUUACAUGAUCCAGGUUUCCUUGAAAUCUUAGAGAAACAUCCAGAAAACUCAGAUAGAGUUAAAAACAUGGUUUCCAUCCUUAAGAAAGGUCCAAUUUCUCCUUACAUCUCUUGGCAUCAAGGAAGAGCUGCUCUCAUCCCUGAACUCUAUUCUUUUCAUACUCCAGAUUAUAUAAAUGAGCUAGUAGAAAUUGAUAAAGCGGGUGGAAAGAAACAGCUCUGCUCAGGAACUAUACUAAACCCUGGUUCAUGGGAUGCUGCUCUUCUUGGUACAACCUUAAAAGCGAUGCGGAACAUAUUGGAUGGUCAUGGAAAGAUUUCUUAUUCAUUAGUAAGACCUCCGGGUCAUCAUGCUCAGCCUACUCGAGCCGAUGGUUAUUGUUUUCUUAAUAAUGCUGGUUUAGCCGUGAAUUUGGCUUUAAAUUCUGGUUGUAAAAGGGUUGUGGUGAUUGAUAUUGAUGUUCAUUACGGGAAUGGAACAGCGGAAGGGUUUUAUGAAUCGGAAAAUGUUCUGACUAUAUCACUCCAUAUGAAUCAUGGGACGUGGGGUUCGUCCCAUCCGCAGAAUGGGUCUAUUGAUGAGCUUGGUGAAGGGAAUGGAUUUGGGUUUAAUUUGAAUAUACCUCUGCCUAAUGGAUCAGGGGAUCAGGGUUAUCAGUAUGCAAUGAAUGAAUUGGUUGUUCCAGCUGUUGAAAAGUUUGAGCCGUGUAUGGUGGUGUUGGUUGUUGGACAGGAUUCGAGUGCUUUCGAUCCAAAUGGAAGGCAGUGUUUGACAAUGGAUGGGUAUCGAGAAAUUGGGCGAACAGUCAAGAAGCUAGCUGAUAAGCACAGCAGUGGACGAGUACUAAUUGUCCAAGAAGGUGGAUACCAUCCAACCUAUUCGGCCUACUGUCUUCAUGCAACAUUAGAAGGCUUUCUUAGUUGUCCUGAUCCUCUAUUAUCUGAUCCCAUUGCUUAUUAUCCUGAAGAUGAAGCAUUAACAGUUAAAGUUGUUGAUUCGAUCAAGAAAUACUGGGUAAACAAUGUCCCGUUCUUGAAACAAGAUUGAGUUUAGCAUGCUGUUGGUCUUACCUUAUCAAGAGAUGAAGCUGUUAUUAUGUGGUCUACAAUAAGUAUGAUAAUAAUCUCCUUGAUAGAAAUUAUGUUGGCACUAACCAACUUACUCUUGCUGGAUAUCAGUGUAUGUUCUCUUUUUUGCACUA
Molecule: messenger RNA, 1395 nt
Organism: Papaver somniferum (opium poppy)
Lineage: Eukaryota; Viridiplantae; Streptophyta; Magnoliopsida; Ranunculales; Papaveraceae
Product: histone deacetylase 8-like
Exons: 3
Coding region: 84-1241 (385 amino acids)
Source: RefSeq, a predicted model, not a curated record